Molecule: messenger RNA, 2814 nt
Organism: Drosophila ananassae
Lineage: Eukaryota; Metazoa; Arthropoda; Insecta; Diptera; Drosophilidae
Exons: 4
Coding region: 633-1769 (378 amino acids)
Source: RefSeq, a predicted model, not a curated record
CUCCACCUCUAAUCUGCAUUACACAUAUAUAUAGACAAUAUAUAACUUACAACAAUCUCGAGCGAGUCGGAGGUCUUCAGACAGCUGACAGUGUUUUGGUGUGGCGCGAUCAGAUCGAAAAUCGGCUGCUGUUGUUUGAAAUUAGCGAAAGAACUGGCCAGAAAAUAGGAUAAAUAUCUAAAUAGAAGGGAUACCACCAGCUGUUGCGAAAACAUUUUCUCGUUAUAUUGUGAACCGACAGAGCGGGCCAGGCCAUUGUGAACCAGCGCCGUCCCCACGGACACCACCACGGAGGAAGCCACCGGAGAAAGUGAAGAGCGAGCGGAACAGAGCAGCAGAGUGAGCAGCAGGAGCGGGCGCGCGAGAGGGAGUGGGGAGCAGCAACAAUCAAACUCCGCCCAUGCGUACAACCCGGAGCCCGAAACCAUCCAGAACCUGACCCAACCGCAACUGGAUUGUCUCGCCGAGCCGUCUGAAUAAUCAAUCGCCACCGAAAGUUUACAAUAAAAAUAGAUCUAGAAAUAGAGGCCGCAGCCAGAUCGCAGCCGGAAGUCGCGUCGCAGAGCGGGCGCAAUCCUUUUUGGGACAUCCUCCCCCGACAUCCAGAAGUCAGCACCGCCACAUCCGCCACAAUGCUCCAGGCCCUGCCCCGCUGGUCGCAUCCCACGCUCUACUGCGGAGCGGCCGCGGUCGUCACAAUGCUCCUUAUGACCUGGGUCCGGCCACUGGGAGUUCUGUUUCUGGGCCUGCUGGGCUACUGGAUCUACUGGACACGGUGCAGUUUCCGAAUCGUUCCCACGGACGAGCUGCGCACCAAGAUCAACUCCUGGCUACAGAGGAUCGAGGAGUGGCGCCACAACAGUCCCAGCAUGUUCUGUUUGGCCAGCAGCGGAUGCCUGGGCACCCUCGCAGUGCUCGGCCACCUCAUCUCGGGCUCCACCCUUGUUCUGGCCAUCCUGGUUAUCUCCGCCCUGGUCUCCACCAAGUACAACUUUAAGCUCUUGAAGAUCGAGCACAAGGACUUCCAGUGGUCGGAGAAGUUGAACUACAACAACCUGGAAACCGAGGCGGACGACGAGUUCUUGCCGGACGUGAACGAGUCCAAUCUGUUUGUCCUGGAGCGUGCCAGUGAUGUGGCCACCAUCAGCUCGCCCACAGAAGCCAACGACGAGGAUGACGACGAACGCAGUGAUGACAUUCCCUCGGAGCUGCUCAUUCCGGACGUGAUACCAGAGAUCGACGAGCACUCCACGGACGAGGAGGACGAGCUGGCUCCGUUGGCAACCAAGAAGCAAAAGGACACAAAGGCAGAACAGGCAACCGACGACAGUGACAUGAAGUUCCGGAAGGGGCACUUCAAGCGCGACUCCUCUCUGUCCACCACCUCGUCUUCGUCGGAGGAAAGUUUGUCCAAGGGGCUGCUGUUCCCCGAUCACAACGCCGUCGAUGGCAGCAGCUCCCAGCUUCGCCAGAUAGCCGCCGCCACCGCAUCGCCGGACCAGCCGGAUCCGGCUGGCGAGCUAGUCGCUCUGGCAGUGAAGAGCCAAGCCCAGGCCCUGCUCGCCAACAGCGGCAAGCUCUUGCCCAGCCUAGUCUCCGGCCUGGUGCAAUGGGGGGCAGCAGGCGCUGGCGCAGGCUCCGGAGCUCUCGCCACCGGCAGCGACGCCACCGAUUCCAAUCGAGAUCGCGAGCAGCAGCGCUUGGUGACCGCCCUGGACUCGUCCGAUGAGAGUGACUUUGAGAUACUCGAGACGGAUGACUUCAAGUAAAGCCAAAACAGAAGCAAGUAGAAUCGGAUCGGAUGACGGAUGGCGGAUGGCGGAUGGCGGAUGGCCGAUGUCGGCUCGCUCCGAUUUGUCGUAUUAUAAAGCUAUUAUCUUAACAUAACAUAUGUAUACAUAUGCACACAAACAGACAUAGACGCGGACACGGACACGGACGCGGACUGCUUGGAGGAUACAUAGGUUCUAUAAUCCCUGGUGGAGAUCAGUUAUAUAUUUUGCUAAACUGCUAUACACUAGAGAUCUGAUCGGAUCGGUCUGCUAUCUACUACAAUACAUGCGAGUGUAUUUGCGUGCUCCUCUACCCUAAAGUUUACGAUUAAGGAAAAUGUUUUCAACUAUCUGUAUGUUUUCGUUUUGUUUCGUUUCGUUUCGUUUUCGUUUCGCUAUUGCCUUGAACAGUCAAGUGUUCGAUGCUUAUUCCUAUUUUAGUUUAAAUACUAUAGUUUAUCCCGAUGAAUAAAAACAAAAACUGAAACAUGUACAUAUACAUAUACGACAGCAACAGCAACAGCAACAGCAAACAGGAACAGCACACUCACAACAAUAUUCAAAAAAAGAAACAUAUUUCGAUUGAAAGUUAUAUAGAUGUUCGAUGUGAGGGCGUAAAGCUACUUAAUCUGUAUCCAAAUCCUAAUCAAAGCCCGAAAAAAAGUGUGAAAAACAAAAAGGAUAAUUGGUGUUGAAAAUAGAAUAUUUUUUUGUAAAAUUAAUCCGCAUAAUUGUAUAAACUUGGUUCGGUGCUAUUUAGGAGACCCCCAACCGCCAUAUGACGUGCACAAAACAUAAAACCACAAAAGAUGAAACCAACAGAGAUCAGAAAUUGGAAGAAGCUAGCGUUUCACCCGCGACUUUUGUCGCCGGGAACGGGCGCACGUUCUAGAACAUAACAGCAAUCAAAUAAUCCACUUUUAAUUCUAAUUAUUAUUUUUUGCGCUAUAUAUUUUAAGUUGUAUUUUAAUUUGCGAAACAAAACUAAAUGUGAUUUUAUAAAAACAAGAGAAACUAAAAUAAAAAUCAAAAAGACCUCGAA